AAGAAUGCAGUGUGUCAGGCAAAAGAGUUGCGAGCAGACAGAGGGCUCUUUCUUAUGCUGUACGGCCCAAGAAAGACUGAGAAACAGUGACUCGACUCCUCCUCUCUCACACACAGGCUCCAGGUACAGCAGUGGAUAUAUGCCGUACGUGCCGUCCAUUCAGAGCAGCAGACUGUGUUGCUGAAAUGAGGGUUAUGUGAUGCCCGCAGAGACGUCUGGACUGACCCCUCAUCAGAGCCGAAAUGCCCUCAUUCCAUCACAUCUGUGAGACUCAAGGCAGAAGAGACUAAAAUAGAGUUGGAGUCUCCAGAGGGACCGAUGCUGAGAGGAAUCCACCCAGUAUAAACACGACCCACGAUCUCCGCAAUCCUCACAGCCACAAGAUAUGAAUCGUGAAAAGUCAAAGAGAAACAUCUCAUAAGCAAAGCUUUGUUGUUAGACCCCAAAGGCAAGGCGUUUUAUGAGACGAACAGUGUAGUUUGGGUUUAAAGCAAUAACUGUGAGCAUCAAGGAUUUUGAAAAUUGUCCAUCCGUCAUUUAUUACAAUUGGCUUGUGUGGUUUUUCCUCAGGAUGGGACUUGCUAUGACAUAAGAACAUUUAGCAGGUCUGAACUGAGCUUAAACAGUGUUGGAACUGGAUCAAAUGAACAAUUUCUUGAUCUGCAGAUAGAAAUCCCAUGCUGAUUACUGGUUUAAUCGGAUCUACUUUGGCUUUACAUCUCGGAUCACAUUGGAUUUGAUCUCUAUAGGAAGUCCCAAAGGAUUUGAAGAACUCUCGUUGAACCAUGACGGAGGAAAUCCUGAAAUUUUUCAAUGAUAUAUGGAACCUCGCUUCACUCAAGCACGACCAGAGCGUCUACAAUACGGUGUGCCUGGUAGUGCUUCUGACUCUACCGCUGGUUGUCCUCUUCACAUCUCUUCUGGUGUGCUGUCAUUGUUGCUGCUGUCGUAAUGCUGACGGAUGCCGGUGUUGUUGCCGUAAAGGUGAGACCUCGGUCACAAAUACAAAAACUGAAAAAAAGAAAAAGAAAAACGGCGGGCAGAAUAAUGAAGACUUGUGGAUCUCCGUCAAAACAGAUCCUUUGAGUAGUGAAAGACUUGCACUGACGACGGUGUAAAAGGGCACGAUGAACAAACAAUUUUAUAUUUAUUUAUCUUCAUGGUACAUAUAAAGGUACAAAAGAGUUGCAGCAGUGUUUACUAAGAUGUGCCUGAAUGUAAAAAUUUUAAAAGAGAAUUUCGAAAGAUUUUUAUGUAUAGAAGUUUAGGAGUGAAUGAAUGUGCAAGAAAGAUGCUGUAUGGUGUGUGUGUGUGUGUGUGUGUGUGGUCCUGAAAGGCUUCACAAUAACCCAUUUUAGGUAAAAAAUAAAUGCUUAUCUUUAAACUAUUUUAAAUGCCAAAAAGGCCGCAUUUACACUGAAGAUCUUGAUGCCCAGUUUCCAGUUUGUUGACAAUGUCCAAGUUUUUUUUGAUGGCCCAUAUCUUAUAUCUGCAUUUACACUAUACCCUUGGCGCACCAAACUGACCUGGAAAAACUUAGGCUGAAAAGGAAGUAAAAAUGGCGGGUUUGAAAAACGAAACUAGAUGAAAUGAUAACACAAGCUUUUGCCCAAAGCCUCAAAACACAUACAACUUCAGCAUGACUCCAAUGGACAGAGUUUUCAUCCACCAUUUCGACAUUAAAAAGAGUCAUGCGAUCACAACUGGUGUCCACCUGAGCUGAUGUCAAUCGCCACCAUUGCUUUUGAAAGGAAUAUCUGAUCUGCUCACUUACAUGGCAGACACAAAUGAACAUAUGGAUUCAUAUCAGACUUAUUUCCACAUAUGAAUGAAGUUUGAAACUGAUCUGAGAAUAUCAGAAUUCAAGUGCUUCUUGCCUGCUUACACGUUCGUGGGUCAUAUCCGAUCUGUGCUACAUGGGAGAAAAUAAUCGGAAUUGGGUCACUUGAACUGUGUAGUGUAAAUGCGGCCUAGCAAACACUUUCCAGUGUUACUAAUACUCCGCUUAUCUUCAUGUGUGGGGUCCAGACAGUAUUAAGGGUGGCGAUUUUCCAACUGUAUUUGGAAUUUACAAGGUGGCUAAUUCGUACGACCUCACUUUUUGGAUGGUUAAGUUCCUUUGUACAAAUUCCUAUGAAUUUGCCACCUCAUAAAAACAAUUUUUCACAAAUCAUACAAGUGAGGUUGUACGAAUUAGCCAUCUCAUCAAAUAUGUACAAAUCGCCAUGAGAUCGGAUUGGAAUUUUUACGUCAGAGUGGUGGGGAUUUGACUCUGCAGGUUACACUGUUACGCCAGUCGGUAGCAACAACUGUCUUUUUGAGUGAAUCUUUGAUUUAUUCAUUCAACUGUUGCCAUCUAUAUAAAUGAGUAGGGCUGGACGAUUAAUUGAAAAGUAAUCAAAACCGAAAUUCAAAACUUCUAACCGAUGGAAUUUUCAUAUGCCGGUUAUUUUGUUUUUUUUAAUCCUGUUAAUACUUCCCAUUAAAUCAUACUACCGUGUGUGUAGUCGGCGCUAUACUGACGUGCAUGACUGUUGCGCUAACAUUUUUGCAGUGUCUCACACAUGAGUGGUGCGGUUAAAACGCUGUGUCAAGUUGACACGUGCAGUGCUGCUCAUUAAUGUCAGUUUCCAAAACAGUGGACCAAUCAGAAGACCACGGAGGCAGAGCAAGCGUUGCAUGCUUUUGUUUACAAUAGCAAGUUGACAUGACAACUUUGUAUUUGACGGCAACAUGGCAGAGUAGACAUUCUGUGCUGAGCUUAUGUGUUGCGUCAAAGUCCCUUUAAGGCAAGUCAUUUCACUUGGUCGCCAUCUUUGAAAUGCCUCUCAGUCAUGCAAGUGCAGUUUGAAUGGGGAAACAUAAGUUCUCCAAAACGGUUCACCAACCUUACAAUUCAAUUUCAUAUUUUUAAAAUCACCAAUGAAAUCUGACAACAACUGCCUCAUAAAUGUUGUUUCUUAUUCUCCAGUAUCGCUAAAAAAGGCUUAUGUUUCAAUGCUAGAGCAGCCAAUGUGCAAGCGCAGUCAUGAGCAUGGGUUUGCGAGCGCUGCCACAACCGGAGCUUUUAACGGCAGCUGCAGUGACGCAAUGACUUUACUAAUCAACGAUAGGCUCUUUCAUGUAUAAGGCGGGGCUUAGUCGCCAUAUUAGGUGUUGCACUUUCUCCCAUUCUUAAGAAUAAGAAGAGCACAGUCUUUUUAUAUAUAAAGUCUUUGGCUGCAUCUCAUGUUUUGAGAUGCAAAGACGUGUUUUGUGUGAAUGGCCAGUAAGAAGAGUAAAUACUUGCGCGUAUAUAAGUGACAAGACAAGAUCUAUAAGUGACAAGACCACAUCUAUAACUUUGAGGGCAUAAUAAUAAUAAACUAAAAAUAAUCGUUCGUUAAUCGUAAUCGCAGUAAAACAUUAAAUUAAUCGAGAUUUUGAUUUUAGGUCAUGUCGUCCAGCCCUAUGAGUGAGUCAUUGAAUCAUUUAUGUAACCAGUUAAUUCGAAAUACAUUCUGGAAUGGAGUAUACCACUGCUAAGAGACAUACCAGUUGAUCUAAAGUACCUGGUCCCAUGACGAAAAUGUACCUCUGGGAAAUAAAGUAAUAUCUCUGCAGUUUCCAACAGAACACUAGAGGCGGUAAAACAGCGAGUACUUGUAAUCGUUUUUGUACACCGUUAUGAUUACAGCACCAUGUUUUGCUUCCCGUAUGUAACAAGCUUGCUCGGUAGCUCAGCCAGCACGGAAUUGGACUUAGGAUGCGGAAGCCGUGGUGAAAGUACUUAAAGAUGAGAGAUAAAAAAAACAAGAUAAAAUAGCAUGCUUGCGAUUGUGUUUGCGAUUAUGUCACAUGCGCUUUUGUUCAUACUAUCGGGUAGGUUUAGGAUUAGUGCAGAUGGUACAUUAUUUUAAAACGUCACGGAUCGUUAGUUAUAGCACCACUCAAUGGAUAUUCCAAGCCAGAACUACGGCAACACGUACAAAACCAGCGUCACAAAACAUACCAUAUGUACGUUAAUCGGUUCCGGAGGGAAACGAACACUCUUUUAGCGCCACCCAAGUAGACAUUUCACCCUGAAUAGGUGAAAUCUUGCGAAAAAGUUCCUAGAGGUACGUGUUCGUCAUGAGACCAGGUUGCAGUUGAUUCUGUUUUAGAAUUUUUUAGUUGGCGAAGCAAAAAAAAACAACAAAGGAAACCGGCAAUAUUGUGUCUAAAAUGUAAGUUACUCAAUAUGAAUUUCUCAUCUAUUGAACUGCUGUAUAACAUAAAUAUCACACUCGCAGCCAUGUUGUUGGUCCUGGAUCAAUGCCACUGUGAUUUCCUGCAGUAUUCAGAACAGCGGCACUUGUGUGAUAUCGCUUUUUUAACAUUUCUAAUAGGAUCAAAUGUCAGUAACGUCAGAUUUCAAAUGCUUCUAAAAGCUGCACUUAAACCAAAUCUUGGAUAAAAUCAUUUUCCAAAGAUGGUGUAAUAUACAAAUGUCAAAAACUUCUAGUGACGCACUUAGUGGGUCGCAACCACUUGUCCUUCAGUCGCAGGAUGCGACGCAUUUAAAAUGAGUUGCUUUAAAUGGCUUCAGAAAUUGAUAGGUUCCUCGCAAAACAAUUUCUCUAGAAAUAUAACCUGCCUUUCUUUCUGUGAUGACUCGACUGAGAAAACCAUUAUUUACAGACAAAUGAGGGGGAAGGCUGUUACUUUGGAUCUGUGACGCAUGUUUACUAGAGCAAGUUAACAACACCUCUAUGACACUGCUCCAAUAAUCUCCUUCUAAACACUUUCAUUCACAAUGCAGUGAAAGAAAAUGAUUAUCAUGAGCUCAGAAAUGAGCUCAAAACACAGGCUGAAAGAUACACCAUUAUCAUCACAGUCGUGUGUAAUUGAGCUUGCUGAUAAACAAACUUUGAUCUUCGUGCACUUUUCAGAUGCUGGCAUGUUUGCAGUGCCAUAAUUAGAUGUUUAUGAGGUACUUCAGCACAUUCUGAUUAUGCAUUUCAGAAAGUCAUGCAUUAACAUUAACAUUAUUAAAAUCAUGCGUCACACUUUUUUUUUUUUCA
Messenger RNA from Labeo rohita (rohu), 5042 nucleotides. RefSeq lists its product as uncharacterized. Lineage: Eukaryota; Metazoa; Chordata; Actinopteri; Cypriniformes; Cyprinidae. The record is from RefSeq and is a predicted model, not a curated record. The transcript has 2 exons. The coding region runs from base 786 to 1118 and encodes 110 amino acids.